Theileria annulata is the source of this 1347-nucleotide messenger RNA. Its product is annotated as 26S proteasome ATPase subunit, putative. Gene Ontology annotation, biological process: positive regulation of RNA polymerase II transcription preinitiation complex assembly. Bases 1 to 1347 code for a protein of 448 amino acids. Gene Ontology annotation, molecular function: ATP hydrolysis activity; ATP binding; proteasome-activating activity. The record is from RefSeq and is a predicted model, not a curated record. Gene Ontology annotation, cellular component: cytosolic proteasome complex; proteasome regulatory particle, base subcomplex. The transcript has 6 exons. Lineage: Eukaryota; Apicomplexa; Aconoidasida; Piroplasmida; Theileriidae.
AUGGUUGAAGAAUCUGAAAUAACUGAAACUAAUUCUACAAAUGUUCUUGAUGAAAAUCGUGAAGUUAUUAAUCAAUAUAUUAGAAAAGUUAAAGAACAUCGUGAUUUAGAACAAAAAUUAAAACAACUACGUAUUGAUAUGAUAGAAUUGAAUAAGAAAGAUAUGAAGAUAGAAGAAGAUUUGAAAGCAUUACAGAGUAUAGGACAGAUAGUAGGAAAUGUAUUACGUAAAAUUGAUGAUAAUAAAUAUAUUGUAAAAGCAAGUUCAGGACCACGUUAUGUAGUAUGUUGUAAAGUUAAUAUAGAUGUGAAUUUAUUAAAAAGUGGUACAAGAGUAGCACUUGAUAUGACUACAUUAACUAUUAUGAAAAUAUUACCAAGAGAAGUUGAUCCAAUUAUUUAUAAUAUGUUAAAUCAUACAAAUAAUAAUCGAACUACCGGAGAAAAAAAAGAUACAAAUAAUAAAUCUACUGAAGAAAAAAUUGGAACUACUGAAGAAAAAGAUGCAAAUAAUAGAACUACUGAAGAAAAAAUUGGAACUACUGAAGAAAAAGAGGAAGAAAAAGAUACAUAUAAUUCUAUAGGUGGAUUAAAUAAACAAAUUAAAGAAAUGAGAGAAGUUAUUGAAUUACCUUUAAAAAAUCCUUUUCUAUUUAAACGUAUAGGUAUUAAACCACCAAAAGGAGUAUUAUUAUAUGGACCACCUGGAACGGGUAAAACAUUAUUAGCAAGAGCAUUAGCAAAUGAUUUGGGAUGUAAUUUUCUUAAAGUUGUUGCAUCAGCUGUUGUUGAUAAAUAUAUCGGCGAAUCCGCUAAAAUUAUACGUGAAAUGUUUGGUUAUGCUAAAGAUAAUCAACCAUGUAUAAUAUUUAUUGAUGAGAUAGAUGCAAUUGGUGGUAGAAGAUUUUCACAAGGUACAAGUGCAGAUCGUGAAAUUCAACGUACAUUAAUGGAAUUAUUAACACAUUUGGAUGGAUUUGAUGAAUUAGGACAAGUUAAAAUUAUCAUGGCCACUAACAGACCAGAUGUAUUAGAUCCAGCACUCUUAAGACCAGGAAGAAUUGAUCGGAAAAUUGAAAUACCAUUACCCAAUGAAACUGCCCGAAUCGAAAUAUUAAAAAUACAUACACAAAAAUUAAAUAUACAAUAUCCCAUCAAUUAUAAUAAUAUAUGUAAAUUAUGUGAUGGAUUUAAUGGUGCUGAUAUGAGAAAUAUAUGUACAGAAGCUGGUAUAAAUGCUAUACGUAAUAUGAGAGAUUAUAUAAUAGAAGAAGAUUUUUUUAAAGCAGCAAGAAAAUUAACUGAAAAUAAAAAAUUAGAAGGUACAUUAUCAUAUGAACAAGUCUAA